UACGCUAGCUCCGUUUACCUAUCGUGUAGCUGACAGAAAGCCCAGCCUGGAGUUCCUCAGCGCUGAUGGUGAAUAGCCACUGCUGCCGUAACGGGCGGAGGAGAAGAAGCCGCAGAAGGAGUCAGCAGUGGCAAAGGAGUGAUAGUUCGGAGUUAGUCUUAUAGAUUUAGCAGUAUUACGUGUAUCAUCGGAUCCUUACAAACCCCAGAAGGGAAGGGAAGGGAAAAAUAAGGGAAGAUGGCGGCCGCGGCCUCGCCGGGCUCCGGCUCGUCCACCUCCUCAGACUGGAUUGUACUGAGAGACGGUUGCCUGCGUUGCGACGAGGUGGGCCUGCGAAGCCUUUCCUACCACCCGGCCCUCAACGCUAUCUUGGCCGUCACCAGCCGCGGCAGCAUCAAAGUAAUUGACGGCACUUCGGGGGCCAUUCUCCAGGCUUCAGCGUUGCAUGCUAAACCUGGCGGUCGUGUCAGGUGUCAGUACUUUCCCGCUGUGGACAAGGUGCUUUUUGUGGACGACUAUGCAGUUGGAUGCAGGAAGGACCUUAACGGCAUCCUGCUCCUGGACACCGCUCUCCAGCCUCCAGUGGCCAAGCCUGAGGAUAUGGUUCAGCUGGAGCUGCCGGUAACAGAGGCCCAGCAGAUGCUGUCGGCUUGUCAGGAAAAGAUUGAUGUGUCCAACACAGAAGGCUAUGAACUCUUUAUCACCCAGCUCAAAGAAGGCCUGAAGAAUACCUCACACGAGACUGCAGCCAAUCACAAAGUGGCCAAGUGGGCGACGGUGACCUUCCAUCUUCCCCACCAUGUGCUGAAGCUGGUGGCCAGCGCCAUCGUCAAUGAGCUGAAGAAGAUCAACCAGAACAUAGCUGCCUUGUCUGUGGCCUCAUCCAUCAUGGACAGGCUCUCCUACCUCUUGUCAAGCGCCAGGCCUGAGCUUGGGGUGGGCCCCGGGCGCUCUGUAGAUAGAUCUCUGAUGUACAGUGAGGCCAACAGGAGGGAGACAUUUACAUCGUGGCCACAUGCUGGGUACAGGUGGGCUCAGCCUGAUCCCAUGGCUCAGGCAGGGUUUUACCACCAGCCGGCCUCAACAGGGGACGACAGAGCCAUGUGUUUCACCUGCAGUGUGUGUCUGGUCUGUUGGGAACCUACAGAUGAGCCGUGGUCCGAACAUGAGCGGCAUUCUCCCAAUUGUCCGUUUGUGAAGGGUGAGCAUACGCAGAAUGUGCCGCUGUCAGUGACACUGGCAACCAGCCCUGCCCAGUUUCCCAACAGCCCUGACAGUUCGGACAAAAUCGUGUGCUACGGCUUUGGCAGCUGCCCACAGUUCCUGGCUGCUGCCACCAAGAGGGGCAAGAUCUGCAUCUGGGAUGUCUCCAAAAUGAUGAAGGUGCACUUGAAGUUUGACAUCAAUCCAUACGACCCGGCUAUCCUGAGGCAGCUGAUCCUGUGUGGUGGUGAGCAGAGCCAGCAGACACUGAUCGAGUCUCGGAGACCAACGCUGGCCUGGCUCGAGGAGUCAUCCUCCUGCUCUGACCUGCCAAAGCUAGAGGGAGACAGUGAUGACCAGUUGGAGGAUUCAGACAGUGAUGAGCAUUCCCGAUCAGAGUCAGUAACAGGCCAGCAGUCCCAGUGGGAGAGCAUGGAUGUGAGCCUUGGAGUGACAGCGCUGAGUGUGCUCCAGCAGCCAGAGAAGCUCCAAUGGGAGGUGGUGGCCAGUGUGCUGGAGGACACGGUCAAGGACCUGGAGGAGCUUGGAGCCAAUCCCUCACUAAACCAAGCCAAGGCCCACAGCCAGGCCAAAGCAAAGGACAAGGUCCCUGACCACCACAACAUUCCUUUCCCCUGCCUUCUGGCUGGAGGCCUGCUCAGCUACCGCUCAGCAUCCAGCACCCCAAUGGCUGGACCCCCGCCCACAGCCCCAGCUACAACACGCAGGACCACAGAUGGUCCCCUUAGGACUCAGGGCCCUGAGCCGUUCCACCCUGGACCUCUACAGGACCAGGGCCCCAUGGAGAUAGAGACCUGCAACCCCCAGACUGCAGCCCAGGAGCAGGGCUUCUCUAGCCUCGCAGGCUCCCAACCUCCAAGCCCCAGUUCUCUGCCAGCUAUGCGUAGGACUAUACCUGUGCUGCUGCUGUACAGUAUCAGAGAGGUGGAUGACAAGUCCUCAGGGCAGGUGUUUGCGCAAAUGAACAACUUAAUGAGCAAGGGCCUCCACGAGGAGGGCUUCACUGUGCCACAGAUUAUAGAGAUGGAGUUCGACACGCACGAGCAGCUUCUUCUUCAGGAUCCUCCCAUCACGUAUAUUCAGCAGUUUGCUGAUGCAGCAACUAAUCUGGCAGGGUUAGACGGCCACGCAGACAAAUGGAGCACACUGGGUACAGCAACGCUCUCCACCCCGCCUCGACCUGGAGCGCUGGUGCAGUGCUUGAGGCUGCCCAAACAGCUGGAAGACGAGAAUCUUUAUGUGGACUCGAUCACGCCCUGCUGGGACGGUGUGCAUCUUCUGGUCGGCCUACAGCCAUCUGGCGCUGAAUCUCUGAGCGCUACAAACCAAGUGGAGGCUCUCAACAAUCUCAACCGUCUGCACUCUGCUCUCUGCAGCCAGCGCAAAGGAGACCCCCUACACCCGGUGGCCAACGGGGUAGAAGGCCACCACCCAGGUGGAUCACCGCCUCUGACACCCCUCAUUCUGCCCCCAGGCGACCAACAGCAGAUACAACAGAGGUCCCCGAGUGGUGGGAAUGGAGGCUAUCUUGCACUCUACAAGCUCAACUACUCCACCCGAAUUGUCACCUUGGAGGAUGAACCUAUCAAAGUGCAGCAGAUCUGGGACCCUUGUGAUGCCAUCACCUCACUUAUAUUGCUUCCUCCAGAUGUGCUUGAUAGCAGAGAGGAUGACAGUGAAGAGGCUCCUGAGGAGGCUCUCCCCUCUGGGUCAAAAAAUGGUUCAUCUGGGUUUGGAACGGGCCCAGCAGGCUCUGCUGGCUCUGGUACUGGGACUGCAUGCGGAGCAGCCACAUCCAGCAGCAGUGCUGCAGUCACCAGUCCCUCCACCUCUGCCACCAGCCACAAAGAGUGCAAGCGGAUAGAGGUGGCAGGCCUGGGUCACCUGGUGGUGACCACACGGGCGGGGUACAUUAUGAUACUGGACCUGUCCACGUUGGAGGUCCUGGCCAAGGUGGAGCCACCUAAAAAGGAGGGGUCAGCAGAGGAGACGGACCCCUUUGUCUCAGUUACCUAUUGCUCUGGGACCGACCGCCUUUGUGCCUGUACCAAAGGUGGAGAACUUCAUUUCCUUCAAAUUGGAGGUGUGUGUGACGAUAUAGAUGAUGGAGACAUGUUUAUUGAUGGCCCCCUUUUUAAAGGGGCUGAACUGCUGCUUGAGGGGGCCAAGCCCUCCUCCAACCCCUCUAGCCCUGGGAUCACAGGAGUGGACCUCCUUGUGGACCAACCUCUGACCACAGAGAGCCUGAUGUCGCUGGUGGAGCUGACACGCUUCGAGACGUUGACCCCCCGCUUCUCGGCCACAGUGCCACCAUGCUGGGUGGAGGUGCAACAAGAGCAGCAGCAGCGACGCCACCCACAGCACCUUCACCAGCAGCACCAUGGAGAUGCAGCCCAACACACCCGCACAUGGAAGCUUCAGAGUGACAGCUCCAGCUGGGACGAGCAUGUAUUUGAGUUGGUGUUGCCCAAGGCCUGCAUGGUGGGCCACGUGGACUUCAAGUUUGUCCUGAAUGCCAACAUCGUCAACAUUCCUCAGAUCCAGGUCACUUUACUGAAGAACAAAGCACCCGGGCUGGGCAAAGUCAGCGAGACAGCGGUGGACAGACAGAUCUUGUUCCCUCUUUCUAACAUCCUCCAUGCCAACGGGGAGAGGAAUGGUCAGCCUCUGCUCCAUGACUUCACAGAGGACAUACAGUUUAUGGACAUAGAGGAGACAUCAGGCUCCAUGCUGUGUCCAUUCUUAGAAGACCACAAGGAGGACAUCCUGUGUGGUCCAGUGUGGCUGGCCAGUGGGCUGGACCUCUCUGGUCAUGCGGGCAUGCUCAGCCUCACCAGCCCCAAGCUGGUCAAAGGCAUGGCAGGAGGGAAGUACCGCUCCUUCCUGGUCCACAUCAAAGCAGUGAGCGACAGGGGCAUGGAGGAGAGUCCCCGGCCUGUGUUGAGAAUGCCCUGUGCAAAGCCCCAGGGCACCAAAGCCCACUCACUGUCUACCCUGCUGCAACGGGCUCAGGCCUCUAAGGAGAAGGUCUCUGCAGUGAAGACGGAGAGCCCAGCACCUUCGAAGAAAGUAGAAAACCUGCAAGGCUGUGACCUGCUGCAGGAAGUUUCAGUCACAAUCAGAAGGUUUAAGAAGACGUCAGUACCUAAAGAAAGGGUCCAAAGAUGUGCUAUGCUGCAGUUCUUAGACUUCCAUGAGAAGCUGCUGGACACGCUGUGUCAGAGGACAGAGGGCAGCUCGGCCACCGAGCACGCCCAAAGCCUCAUUCUAGACAUCUUGUGUUGGCUGGCUGGGGUUUUCUCCAACGGACCCUGCAGCUUAAGAGAAGGAAAGGAGGGCCUGCUGGUGAAAACCCGGACGCGGCUAACCGAUAUUGUGAGGAUGUGUUUCUUCGAGGCCGGCCGGAGCAUAGCGCACAAAUGUGCUCGCUUCCUUGCUCUUUGUAUUAGCAAUGGGAAGGGGGACCCAAGUCAACAGGGUUUUGGCGCAAGUCUUCUGAAGGCUCUGCUGGACAAUAUGCCUUACUUGCCUGCAGCAGCAACAGGUGGCUCAGUGUUCUGGUACUUUGUGUUGCUGAACUAUGUAAAGGAAGAGGACCUGGCGGGCUGCAGCACCUCCUGCGCCUCCCUGCUCACCGCCAUCUCUCGACAGCUGCAGGACCGCCUCACCCCACUGGAGGCACUGCUGCAGACAAGGUACGGCCUGUACAGCUCUCCCUUGGACCCGGUGCUCUUUGACCUUGAGGUCAGUGGUUCCUCCUGUAAGAAUGCCUUCAACAGCAGCAUCGGAGUCCAGUCAGAUGAGAUUGACCUCUCUGACAUUCUCUCAGGGAAUGGAAAAGUGAGCAGCUGUGCAGCAGCAGAGGGCAGCUUUACAGCGUUAACAGGACUCCUGGAGGUGGAGCCUUUGCACUUUACUUGUAUCUCCACUAGUGAUGGCACACGGGUGGAGCGAGAUGACGCCAGCAUGUUCACUGUGAGUACAUUUGGCGUGACGCCUGCGGUGGGCGGCCUGUCGACGGGAACGGUUGGUGAAGCUUCUACAGCUCUGAGCUCUGCUGCCCAGGUGGCACUUCAAUCACUGUCCCACGCCAUGGUGUCUGCGGAGCAGCAGCUUCAGGUCCUGCAGGAGAAACAACAGCAACUGCUGAAGCUGCAGCAGCAGAAGGCCAAGCUUGAGGCCAAGCUGCAUCAGACCACCUCUGCAGCCGCCGCCGCCUCAGGUGUGGGGCCCAUCCACAACUCUGUGCCUUCCAACCCCUCCUCCGCUCCGGGCUUCUUCAUUCACCCCUCUGAUGUCAUCCCUCCGACACCUAAGACCACGCCCCUCUUCAUGACCCCUCCUCUCACGCCGCCCAAUGAGGCGGUGUCGGUGGCCUUUAGCGCUGAGCUGGCUCACCUGUUCCCUGGCUCCAUGAUGGACCCUGGGCCUGUUAACCUGGCUGCACACAAGAACACACAGAAAGCCAAGCCGAGCCCCAUGGGCAGUGGUCUGGCGUUGGCCAUUUCCCAGGCAUCUCACUUCCUGCAACCUCCUCCACACCAGUCCAUCAUCAUAGAGCGGAUGCACUCUGGAGCUCGUCGCUUUGUAACGCUGGAUUUUGGCCGUCCCGUCCUGUUGACUGAUGCUCUUAUCCCGACCUGUGGCGACCUGGCCUCUCUGUCCAUAGACAUCUGGACACUGGGUGAAGAGGUGGAUGGACGCAGGCUGGUGGUGGCUACCGACAUCAGCACCCACUCCCUCAUUCUGCACGACCUGCUGCCACCACCUGUCUGCAGGUUCAUGAAGAUCACUGUGAUUGGGCGCUAUGGCAGCACCAAUGCUCGAGCAAAGAUCCCACUGGGCUUCUACUAUGGCCACACUUACAUCCUGCCGUGGGAAAGCGAACUUAAGUUGAUGCACGACCCUCUGCGGGGAGAGAGCGAGGCGGCCAGUCAGCCAGAUGUGGAUCAGCACCUGACCAUGAUGGUGGCGCUGCAGGAGGACAUCCAGUGCAGGUACAACCUAGCUUGCCAUCGGCUGGAGACCCUUCUGCAGAACAUAGACCUGCCGCCUCUCAACAGCGCUAACAAUGCCCAAUACUUCUUACGAAAACCAGACAAAGUGGUGGAGGAGGACCAGCGCGUUUUCUCAGCCUACCAGGACUGCAUCCAGCUGCAGCUGCAGCUUAACCUGGCUCACCACGCCGUCCAGCGGCUGCGCGUGUCACUGGGCGCCAGCCGCAAGUCGCUCCCUACAGCCGGGCCUCCAGAGUCCCUGGAGCUGGUCCACAGCUCCUCUACAGAGCAGCUGAGGACAAUCAUCCGCUACCUGCUGGACACGCUGCUCAGCCUGCUGCACUCCAACAACGGCCACUCUGUGCCCUCAGUGCUUCAGAGUACCUUCCAUGCCCAGGCCUGCGAGGAGCUCUUUAAACACCUUUGCAUCAGUGGAACACCUAAGAUCCGUCUUCACGCCGGCCUGUUAUUGGUGCAGCUCUGUGGAGGCGAGCGUUGGUGGGGCCAGUUCCUCUCCAACGUACUGCAGGAGCUCUACAACUCUGAGCAGCUGCUUAUCUUCCCUCAGGACAGGGUGUUCAUGCUCCUGUCCUGCAUUGGCCAAAGGUCCUUGAGUAACAGCGGUGUGUUGGAGGGCCUCCUUAACCUCCUGGACAGACUGCUGUCUCCACUGCAGCAGCCACAAGCUGCUGCCCAGCGCAGGACUGAAGGUGUUUUGGAUAUCCCCAUGAUCAGCUGGGUAGUGAUGUUGGUUUCCAGGCUGCUGGACUAUGUAGCCAGUAUAGAAGAUGAGGCCUCAGGUGGGAAGAAGCAUCUUGGAGGGAAAGAGCGGGAGAGAACUUUUACAGGUAUUCAGUGGAGCUUUAUAAAUAACAGCCUGCAGUCUCAGAACUCCAGCAGGUCAGCUAAAGGCAGCAGUAGCCUGGAUCGACUCUAUUCCCGCAAGAUUCGCAAGCAGCUUGUCCAUCACAAGCAGCAGUUAAAUCUAUUGAAAGCAAAACAGAAAGCUUUGGUGGAGCAGAUCGAGAAGGAGAAGAUCCAGAGCAACAAAGGCUCCUCCUACAAACUGCUGGUGGAACAGGCCAAGCUCAAACAAGCCACAUCCAAGUGUGAUCACUCACACCAAUGUGAAGGAUUACUGCAGGACACUGCGCUUACUUCAUCACACUUUAAAGACCUUAUCCGUCUGCGGCGGACGGCUGAAUGGCCCCGCUCCACGUUGGACACAGAAUCCACAACAGCCAAAGAAGCCCCAGAAGUAGAACCUCUGCCUUUUACGCUGUCCCAUGAGCGCUGCAUCUCUGUGGUGCAGAAGCUGGCCCUCUUCCUCCUUUCCAUGGACUUCACCUGCCACGCGGACCUGCUGCUCUUUGUUUGCAAGGUUCUUGCUAGGAUAGCCAACGCCACAAGACCCACAAUCCAUCUGUGUGAGGUGGUAUCUGAGCAGCAGCUGGAGCGUCUGCUGCUCCUGCUUGUGGGGACGGACUUUAACCGGGGGGAUAUCUCCUGGGGGGGCGCCUGGGCGCAGUAUUCCCUCACAUGUAUGCUACAGGAUAUCCUGGCAGGUGAACUGCUGUCUCCUGGCUCUCUGGAUGUGAUGGAUGAUGUGGCGGUGGGUGAGGAGGCUGGGGCAUCGUCCUCCUCAGCGGGGGCAGACUCGGACGACUCCCUGCCCCACCCGACACCUAUUCCUCUGGUAGAGAGCAUUGAUGAGGCCCUGGUGCCUGAUAUCAUCGCAGGUACUACAGGGACCUCCUCGGUAUUCCAAAGUGCUCCACCUCUAUCAUCUUUGGAAAAAGAUAAAGACAUAGACUUUGACUUGCUACAAGACCUGAUGGAUGUUGAUAUUGAUCCUUUAGAUAUUGAUUUGGAAAAAGAUCCACUUGCUGCCAAAGUGUUUAAGCCUAUAAGCAGCACCUGGUAUGACUACUGGGGUGCUGACUAUGGCACAUACGGGUACAACCCGUACAUUGGAGGGGUUGGUAUCCCAGUGUCCAAACCACCAGUUGCUGCUGAAAAGCCCGGCUCCCAGGGUCUGUCGGUCUCUGUGUCACAGGCACUGGAUGCCCGGCUAGAAGUGGGCUUGGAGCAGCAGGCUGAGCUGAUGCUCAAAAUGAUGGCAACUCUACAGGCUGACUCCAUUCUACAGGCGCUCACUUCAAGCUCAUCCACAGUGAGCCAGCCCUCCAACGGGACUGAUGACUCCCUGCUGAGGGCUCUCCAUGGAGGAGGCUCUCCUCCAGGCAGCAGCCUGAUGGUCCAGCCCUCGUCCAUCCCCAUGUUGAGUGCCUGCUUCAACAAGCUCUUCUCCAUGCUGCAGGUCCACCACGUACAGCUGGAGUCCCUGCUGCAGCUGUGGCUAACCCUGAGUCUCAACACUUGUUCCGGUGGCAGUGAGGAGAGCGGCUCAGACAUCUUCCUGUUCAACGCCAGCCGAGUGCCCACCAUCCCGCUCAACCAAGCAUCCAUCAGUAGUUUCCUGACAGUUCUGGCUUGGUACCCCAACACCUCCCUGAGAACGUGGUGUCUGGUGCUGCACUCUCUCACCCUGAUGACUAACAUGCCAGCCUGCGGCUCCAGCAACGGGAUGAGCUCUCAGGAAAGCACAGCACAGCAGAUGGUGUCUGACCCCACCCUGGUUCAUGUUCUGGUGCGCUUCCUGUCCGGCAGCAGCAGCAGCAACGGGACGAGCCAGCACAGCUCUCAGGUGGGACCCACCGCCACCCAGGCCAUGCACGAGUUUUUGAGCCGCCUGCAGGUCCAUCUGUCCUCCACCUGUCCGCAGAUGUUCAGCGAAUUCCUGCUCAAACUGAUGCACAUCCUGUCUACUGAGAGGGGGCCGUUCCAGUCAGGCCAGGGUCCGCUGGACGCCCAGGUGAAGCUGCUGGAGUGUACUCUUGAGCAGAACUUUGAGGUGGUGUCGGUGGCCACCAUCUCCUCCGUCAUCGAGUCCAUCACAUUCUUAGUUCACCACUACAUCACCUGCUCAGACAAACUCGUGUCCCGCAGUGGCUCCGACAGCUCUGUGGGCGCCCGGGCUUGUUUCGGGGGUCUGUUUGCCAACAUCAUCCGACCAGGAGAUGCUAAGGCGGUUUGUGGAGAGACGACCCGUGACCAGCUGAUGUUUGACCUCCUCAAGCUGGUCAACGUGCUGGUGCAGCUGCCUCUGUCUGGGGACAGGGAGUUUAGUGGACGGCUGCCUCCAGCCGGCAGUGGGGCGGCUGACAGCAGCGUGUCGGACGAGGAGAAGGUCUGUGGCAGCAAAGAAAGCGUGGCCGGUGGAUCCGGGUCCAGUCAGGGUCCUCCUGCAGGUGUAGCCGACCUGGUGUUGGCCAAUCAACAGAUUAUGAGCCAGAUCUUGUCAGCACUGGGCCAGUGCAACAGCAGUGCCAUGGCCAUGAUCAUAGGAGCCAGCGGUCUCCACUUGACUAAACAUGAGAACUUCCAUGGCGGUCUGGACGCCAUCUCAGUAGGUGACGGUCUCUUCACCAUCCUCACCACGCUCAGCAAGAGGGCCACCUCAGUGCAGGUCAUGUUACAGCCCAUCCUCACAUACAUGGCCUGUGGUUAUAUGGGCAGACAGGGGUCUCUUUCCACCUGUCAGCUGUCAGAGCCUCUGCUGUGGUUCAUCCUCCGAGUGUUGGACACCAGUGAGGCUCUUAAGGCCUUCCAUGACAUGGGUGGUGUGCAGUUGAUCUGUAACAACAUGGUGACCAGCACCCGGGCCAUUGUGAACACAGCACGCAGCAUGGUGUCCACCAUCAUGAAGUUCUUAGAUUCAGGUCCUGGAAAGGCAGCAGACGGCAACCUGAAAACCAGAGUGAUGACCUCAGAGCCAGACAACGCAGAGGGACUCCACAACUUUGCUCCUUUAGGGACCAUCACAUCCAGCAGUCCCACAGCGCAGCCUGCAGAGGUCCUCCUCCAAGCCACACCCCCCCACCGCCGGGCCCGCUCUGCAGCUUGGUCCUACAUCUUUUUGCCAGAGGAGGCCUGGUGUGACCUCACCAUCCACCUUCCUGCUGCUGUGCUGCUGAAAGAGCUCCACAUCCAGCCACACCUUGCCUCUCUAGCCACCUGCCCGUCCUCUGUUUCGGUGGAGAUCAGCGCUGAUGGGGUCAACAUGUUGCCACUCUCUACGCCAGUCAUCACCAGCGGCCUGACGUAUAUAAAGAUCCAGUUGGUGAAGGCUGAGGUUGCAUCGGCUGUUUGCCUGAGGCUACACCGGCCUCGUGAUGCCAGCACUCUGGGUCUGUCUCAGAUCAAACUCUUGGGACUGACUGCUUUUGGUAACACCUCCUCUGCAACUGUCAACAACCCAUUCCUGCCUUCUGAGGACCAGGUCUCUAAAACCAGCAUCGGGUGGCUACGUCUUCUCCACCAUUGCCUGACCCACGUCAGUGACCUGGAGGCCAUGAUGGCCAGUGCUGCAGCACCUACCGCCAACCUGCUGCAGACCUGCGCCGCGCUGCUCAUGUCACCUUACUGUGGCAUGCACUCGCCCAACAUUGAGGCUGUGCUGGUCAAGAUCGGCCUACAGUCCACUCGUAUCGGACUCAAACUCACUGACAUUCUGCUGAGGAACUGUGCUGCAUCUGGCACAGAUCCUGCCAAUUUGAACAGUCCUCUGCUGUUUGGGCGACUGAACGGCCUCUCCUCAGACUCCACCAUCGAUAUUCUGUACCAGCUGGGCACCACACAGGACUCUGGAACCAAAGACAGGAUCCAGGCUCUUCUCCAGUGGGUCCAUGACUCUUCGCGGGUGGCUGCCCACAAGAUGAGCGGCCCCAUGGGAUACGCUGGUGCCAGUGGUGGCUCUUCCUCUGCUUCAUUGAGGGAAUACGGCCUCCUCAUGCCUUCGCCCUCCCACCUCCACUGCGUGGCAGCCAUCCUGUGGCACAGCUAUGAGCUGCCUGUUGACUACGACCUGCCUGCACUGCUCAACAGAGAGCUCUUUGAGCUGCUGUACAACUGGUCCAUGUCGUUGCCGUGCAACAUUGUGCUGAAGAAGGCCGUGGACAGCCUGCUGUGUUCCAUGUGUCACAUCCACCCCAGCUACUUCUCCCUGCUCAUGUCCUGGAUGGGGAUCGUGUCAGUGCCUAGCGCCAGUCACUCUCAAGCCCAGCACCACCGCCUCUCCAUGACCGACGACGGCAAAAAGCAGCAUGACGCCAACACCAGCACUGCAGGACUUACAGAUGACUCCAAGCAUGCGAGACCCCCAGUUAAUCUGUCAGAGUCCCAGUUAACUACGCUGGCAGCAGCCUCCCAGUCUCCAGGAGCCAUAGAGCAACUGCUGGACUCAGGCUUACCCUCACUGCUGGUUCGUAGCCUGGCCCAGUUCUGCGUUGGUCUCCUGGCCAGUGCCGACCUUCCUCUGCCCGCUGCUCAGGCAGAAAGAAGACACCACCAUCACCACUAUCACUCACACAGUCGGCCGCCUCUGGCUGCAGAGCUGGCCGCUCCAGUGCUGCGCUUCCUGACUGAAGUGGGCAACAGUCAUGCCAUGAAAGACUGGUUGGGGGGACCAGAGGUCAACCCGCUGUGGACAGCACUGCUCUUCCUGCUGUGCCACUCCAGUGCCAGUGCCGGUGCCAAUGCAGGCUGUCAGCCUCUGGGCUCUGGAUCUGCCGCAUGUACCCCUCCAUCCCAGCCUCAGCCUUCAGGGUCACGCUUCUCCCUGGUGUCUUCUGGGCAGGCAGGAGGACUCACCACCCAGCAGAGGACAGCUCUGGAGAAUGCCACUGUGGCCUUCUUUCUCCAGUGUAUCUCCUGCCAUCCUAACAACCAGCGGCUCAUGGCACAGGUUCUCUGUGAGCUCUUCCAGUCUGCACCCCAGCGAAGCAACGUGCCGAUCUCUGGAAACAUCUCGGGCUUCAUUCGAAGGCUUUUCCUGCAGCUCAUGUUGGAGGACGAGAAGGUCACAGUCUUCCUACAGUCUCCCUGUCCGUUAUACAAAGGACGCAUCAAUGCCACCAGCCACAUGAUCCAACAUCCCAUGUAUGGAGCAGGGCACAAGUACCGCACCCUCCAUCUGCCCAUCUCCACUACGCUAGCUGAAGUCCUGGACCGGGUCUCUGACACACCCAGUAUUACAGCUAAGCUGAUCAAUGAGCAGAAAGAGGACAAGGAGAAGAAGAAUCAUGAGGAGAAGGAGAAGAUGAAAGCAGACAGCGGCUUCCAGGACAACUACAGUGUUGUUGUGGCCUCAGGCUUAAAGUCCCAGUCCAAGCGAGCCCUUUCAACCCCUCCUAGACCUCCAUCAAGGAGGGGUCGCGUGAUGAGCGACAAGUUGACUGCUUCGUCUGGUGUAGACCCCUCAGCCAAAACCAUCAGUGUACCGGUCUUCCACCUUUACCACAAGCUGCUUCCAGGUCAGCCCCUCCCACCUGAGAUGACCCUGGCCCAGCUCCUGACACUCCUGUAUGACCGCAAGCUGCCACAGGGCUACCAGUCCAUCAACCUGACUGUCAAACUGGGCUCCAAGGUCAUCUCUGACCCUGGCCUUUCUAAGACGGACUCCUUCAAGAGGCUACGCACUGAGAAAGGUCCUCUCUUUGCUCUCCUUGCAGUGGAUCACUGUGACUUGCUGAACAGCUGUCCAGAGGACGAACCAAUGACGGCCAGUGAAGAUUGUCUGGACGCUGCCACUGAUGAGUCCCUGCUGGAGACCAACCCCAUCCAGUCACCGCUGCAGGUCUUUGCAGGAAUGGGUGGCCUUGCCCUAAUCGCAGAGAGGCUGCCCAUGCUCUACCCUGAUGUCAUUCAGCAGGUCAGCGCCCCAGUGGUGGCCUCCGCCACACAGGAGAAGCCCAAGGACAACGACCAGUUUGAGUGGGUAACCAUCGAGCAGUCGGGCGAGCUGGUGUACGAGGCACCAGAGUCAAUCGCCGCCGAGCCACCACCAAUCAACAAGCAGCAGUCCCAGUCCUCCUCAUCAUCCUCAACCUCAGUGCAGACCAUGUCACCCAUCCCUGCCCAUUCACUGGCUGCUUUCGGCCUGUUCCUGCGCCUGCCAGGGUACGCAGAGGUGCUACUGAAGGAGAGGAAGCACGCCCAGUGUCUGCUGCGCCUGGUGCUGGGUGUCACCGACGAUGGAGAAGGCAGUCAUAUCCUCCAGUCUCCGUCAGCCAAUGUGUUGCCCACGCUGCCAUUCCACGUCCUGCGAGCGUUGUUCAGCAGCACUCCUCUGACCACUGAUGACGGUGUGCUGCUACGCCGCAUGGCUCUGGAGAUUGGUGCCAUCCACCUCAUCCUGGCCUGCCUGUCGGCUCUCAGCCACCACGCCCCCCGCAACCCCAACGCCAGCACCAGUGUGUCAGAGCCACAGAUAUCCAGUUGUCACGGUGGGGGGACCAGUGAGGAGCAGCAGUUGUACUGGGCUAAAGGGACUGGUUUUGGUACUGGAUCCACAGCCUCAGGCUGGGACGUGGAGCAGGCCCUAACCAAACAACGGCUAGAAGAGGAACACGUCACCUGUCUACUGCAGGUCUUGGCAAGCUACAUUAACCCAGCAGGCUCCAGCAGCUGCCACAGUGCUGAUGCAUCCUCAGCAGACAGCAGAGCCCACAACAGCUCAGCACUGCCAGCAGUGCUGCAGGAGCUACUGAGCCAGUCCUGCCUCAUCCCUGCCAUGUCCUCCUACCUACGCAACGACUCCGUUCUGGAUAUGGCACGCCAUGUGCCCCUAUAUCGGGCACUACUGGAGCUACUGAGGGCCAUUUCCACCUGCACGGCCCUAGUUCCUCUGCUGCUGCCUCUCUCCGGAGACCCAGGGCAGGACGAGGAGGAAGAGGAUGAAGAACAUUCUGAGGGACAGACCUCUGUUGGGAUGCUGCUGGCCAAGAUGAAGACCUGCGUGGACACAUACACCAAUCGCCUUAGGUCAAAGAAAGAUAAGAGUAAAGGUGUUGUGAAGACAGAUCCCUCAGAUCCAGAGCCUGAGGGUUUGACUCUGCUGGUUCCUGACAUCCAGAGGACAGCUGAGAUAGUCUACGCUGCUACUACCAGCCUACGGCAGGCCAACCAGGAGAGGAAGCUGGUGGAGUCCUCAAGGAAGGCAUCAAGUCGUCCCAAGCCCCUGUCCAUUCUACGCUCUCUAGAGGAAAAAUACGUAGCUGCCAUGAAGAAGCUGCAGUUUGACACCUUUGAAAUGGUCUCAGAGGACGAGGAUGGAAAAGUGAUGUUCAAAGUCAACUACCACUACAUGUCUCAGGUGAAGAAUGCUAGUGAUACAAACAGUGCAGCACGAUCCCGCCGCCUUGCCCAGGAGGCCGUCACCUUGUCCACCUCUUUGCCCUUGUCAUCCUCCUCCAGUGUCUUUGUCCGCUGUGAUGAGGAGAGGCUGGACAUCAUGAAGGUUCUCAUCACAGGCCCAGCAGACACCCCGUACGCCAACGGCUGCUUUGAGUUUGAUGUGUAUUUUCCCCAGGACUAUCCCAACUCACCUCCACUAGUCAACCUGGAGACCACCGGCGGACACAGUGUGCGCUUUAACCCUAACCUCUACAAUGAUGGCAAAGUAUGUUUAAGUAUCCUCAACACAUGGCAUGGGAGACCAGAGGAGAAAUGGAACCCACAGACCUCAAGCUUUUUACAGGUGCUAGUGUCUGUGCAGUCCCUCAUUCUGGUGGCUGAGCCCUACUUCAAUGAGCCAGGGUAUGAACGCUCCCGCGGGACCCCCAGUGGCACGCAGAGCUCUCGGGAAUACGAUGGGAACAUCCGGCAGGCCUCUGUCAAAUGGGCUAUGCUUGAGCAGAUGCGUAACCCCUCCCCAUGCUUCAAAGAGGUGAUCCACAAACACUUCUACCUGAAGCGAACAGAGAUUAUGUCUCAGUGUGAGGAGUGGAUUGCUGACAUCCAGCAGUACAGCAGCGACAAGAGAGUCGGCCGCACCAUGUCCCAUCAUGCUGCUGCACUAAAGAGACACACAGCUCAGCUCAGAGAGGAACUUCUGAAGCUCCCCUGCCCCGAAGGUCUGGAGCCCGACGGCGACGAGUUCUCAGAGAGGAGCACUGCCCUCAUCCUCAAAGAGCUGCCCAGUCAGGACGCAGAGAAGCCGUGUGGCAGUCAGGACAGCCACAGCAGCGAGGGCCAGCUAUGAGUCCCUGCCCCUCACCCCACUCCCCUCCCAGCAUCUCCACCCCUCCUCCUUAUGAUAAUUACUCUCAAAAAGACUUGAUGGCUUCAGAGCACAAGCCUCCACUUUGUCAAUAUUUGUAUGUAAAGAUCUAAUAGCAACAUAGCAGAGAACGAAGUGACGCGGGGAACCAGAACGCAAUGAGAUGAACUCUGAACUAUGCUACACCCUUAUUGAAAACAGUUGACAAAAACUUUUAUUUACCUGUAAAAGAGUGUAAACAUUUUGUGCUUUUUUCCAAUUGUGAAAUAACCACUGAUUGGUAUGUUAUUAAACUUGUUUAUGUAUACAUAAUGGCAGAGGAAAAUUACAGAUUAUAUAAGGGAAACUACCUUUAGAGAAGAAUGUUUACUGAAUGUUAAUUUCCUUUUUUUUUUGGACUGUUAGAGGGAGAACAGCUGUAACCAAGGAUAUAUUGGUCAUUCUUUAAGGAUACUAUUUAAAACAAUGAGAGAAAAAGAAUACACACAGAUUACAGAAUCUGAGAUAAAAAGCCCCUCUGAUCAUCCGCUGCUUCAUUUCCUUUCUCUAGGAUCAUAUCCACUUCAAUAAAGGCUGAGAUGGACAUUCUUAAAUGCUAUGUUAUCCCUUUUACAGGCUCUAAAUUAAAAAGCUCCAUGCUCUGGAUCAACAUUUGUUGCCUCUAAGAACUUCUCCAUGACCGUUUUCCAUUAACGUGACUGUAGAUCAUAAGACUGUGUCAGAGCAACAUGGGAAAUGUAUUUUGAAGGCUUGUGCAUGUGUAUGUGUGUUUUCUGUGCGUGUGCAACAAUCCCCAGUGAGAUACAAAGCUGUGAUGUGCCUUUGAUCUACACCAUACCACCAAAUACUCCAACAGAGUACCUUUACUGAUUUCUUUGCUAUUUCUACAAAAUUAAUAAUUCUGCUCCGUCUGACAUAAAAACUGCUUUGAUCUUUUUUUAUUAUGUUGAACUCCAGUGAACAAAAAUGCACUUUCUAUUUUACUCACUCCUUAGAACAGUCACAUACUCCUUUUGCUAGGACAUUAAAUGGAGCUUGAAAGUA
Molecule: messenger RNA, 16386 nt
Organism: Micropterus salmoides (largemouth bass)
Lineage: Eukaryota; Metazoa; Chordata; Actinopteri; Centrarchiformes; Centrarchidae
Gene: birc6
Product: baculoviral IAP repeat containing 6
Exons: 74
Coding region: 238-15324 (5028 amino acids)
Biological process (GO): regulation of cytokinesis; negative regulation of apoptotic process; apoptotic process
Cellular component (GO): nucleus
Molecular function (GO): ubiquitin conjugating enzyme activity; cysteine-type endopeptidase inhibitor activity
Source: RefSeq, a predicted model, not a curated record